AUUGUUUGCAAGAGAAAGCGAUUGGUUAGUUGCGGAAAAAACGUCGCUGACUUCAUUUCAAUACAAUCAGUCAAAAGUGAAACAUGGCGGCGAUGGACGUUGAGCCUCCGAAAAUGGAGAUGCUUCUCCGCACUCUGAAGCUGUCGGGUCACGUCGGUUUCGACAGCCUGCCCGACCAGCUGGUCAACAAGAGCGUGCAGAAUGGUUUCGUCUUCAACAUCCUCUGUAUUGGAGAGACUGGCCUGGGCAAGUCCACUCUGAUGGACUCGCUGUUCAACACCAACUUCGAGUCGUCUCCUAGCCCACACAACCUGCCCACUGUCAAACUGAAGGCCCAUACGUAUGAGCUUCAGGAAAGCAAUGUCAGGCUCAAGCUGACGAUCUGCGACACGGUGGGGUAUGGAGACCAGGUGAACAAGGAGGACAGUUUCAAAGCUGUGGUGGACUAUAUUGAUGCCCAGUUUGAGGCGUACCUGCAGGAGGAGCUCAAAAUCAAGCGCUCGCUCCCCACAUACCAUGACAGCAGGCUGCACGUCUGUCUGUACUUCAUCUGUCCUACUGGGCACGGCCUGAAAUCCAUCGACCUGGUGUGUAUGAAGAAGUUGGACACGAAGGUCAACAUCAUCCCCAUCAUCGCCAAAGCCGACACCAUCUCCAAGACUGAGCUGCAGAAAUUCAAGUCAAAAAUAAUGCUGGAGCUGCAAUCCAACGGCGUGGAGAUCUACCAGUUCCCGACAGACGACGAGUCCGUGUCGGAGGUGAACACCAGCAUGAACUCACACAUCCCCUUCGCCGUCGUCGGCAGCACCGACUUCGUCAAGAUCGGCAACAAGACUGUAAGGGCAAGGCAGUACCCUUGGGGGACCGUGCAGGUGGAGAAUGAGUCCCACUGCGACUUCGUGAAGCUCCGCGAGAUGUUGAUCCGCACCAACAUGGAGGACAUGCGCGAGAAGACACACGCGCGGCACUACGAGCUGUACCGCCGCCGGCGCCUGCAGCAGAUGGGCUUCACCGACGUCGACGCGGACAACAAGCCGGUGUCAUUCCAACAAACGUUCGAGCAGAAGCGCAGCGCGCACCUCGCCGAGCUGCAGCGUAAGGAGGACGAGAUGCGACAGAUGUUCGUGCAGCGCGUCAAGGAGAAGGAGGCCGAGCUCAAGGAGGCUGAGAAAGAGCUCAACUCCAAGUUCGACAAGUUGAAGAAAGACCACACGGAGGAGAAGAAGCGCCUAGACGAGCUGCGGAAGAAGAUAGAGGAAGACACCAUCGAGUUCAACCGCCGCAAGCAGCAGGCGGCGCAGUCGCACCACACGCUCACUCUCGGCAAGAGUAAGAAGAAGUAGACGACCUGGACGAGUUAAUUUACACUUCGCUUGCAUACAACCCCUUGACGCGAGGUGACUAUUUAAUUCGCGCGAGUUAUACCAUAAUGUUACCCGGCUUACGCUCGGUCACUAUUCAAUUCGCGCAUUACCCGUACAAGUUCAAUAGUCUUCUCGCGCACGAUGACGUAAUUAUCAUGUUCAGUGUGUAUCGGUGUGACUUUCACAACUAACCAGAUUAAUAAUGUUUAAAGGGGGUUGCAUUCAAGUGAGGGGUACACCUAUUUAAUUCGUACGAGUUAUAUGUCUACAUGUUACAUUGUGAGAUGAAUAAGGACAGAAGAACCAACUAUAAGGUGACAUGAAUUGGAUUACGUAUCAAAUAUCUGUAGAUUUGAGGUUGAUUUUAAGCAUGACAAUGAAUUGAAGUGAUUAUGGAUUGCUCUGUUUCAAUAUUGUUUUCCAUACAGUAAAAUGUAUCAUUAUUGCAGUUCCGACCCAGUGGUGAGUGCUAUUAGAGGCUGUUAUAAAUAAUGUAAAUUUUUUUUCGUAUCGUUUUCGGUUUCAUACAUAACUAUAAAGAACAAUACUGCGUAUAUAACGGUUACUCUCCGACCCGCACCAUUUAGUACCGAGUGCCGAGUUCAAAAAAAAAAAUCAUAUUCAUUUAUUUCUAAAGUUUACAAAAACAUUGUCUACAGGUAGAGUCCCAAGGCGACAAUGCUUAAAUAUUUAACAGAUUAACAUUAUAAUAAAAAUAUGAUUAUGUCAUGCUUUAAUUAUACAAUGUCAACAAUGUUUAAAAUUCUAAUAAAAAUCCUAAAGUUAGAGUUAGAUUUACCUCACCCAUUCUGUGUCUUACUUUCGCGAACUAUCUGUCUCGCUCGCACUGGCGCGGUAAAGCGACAAACGAUAGGAAUGAGAUUUUUGUAUGGAGUGUCCCACGUGUGACGAAGCUCUAAUACACUGUAUGGAAAAUAAUAUUGAAGUCGAAUAGAAAGAAUCAAGAGAGGUUGUGUUAGCUUGGAGGUAGCGAUACGACAUUAGGUUUAUGUUCGGGACGUGUGUUCUCAGUGAGUCACAGGCGCGUGAUUUAUCAACGAGAAACUUAAUCCCAAACGUCGCUCAAGGGUAGUUUUUGAUAAAUCGAUCAAAAAAAUAUUGUACCUAGUAGCUUUUUGUAAUUUACAAAAAAUCUAUCUUAGAGUAUCGUAACGAAGUCGCCUCCAUUUUAUAUCAGGUACAUGUGUACCGCCGUAAUGCAUGACGGGAGUGAAUAGCAUUCGUGAGAGAGUCGAUGUCAACCUUUUUAAAUAUUUCAACACCUCGCCGUAUUUUCGAUUCUCAUCUUGUGUACGUUUUACACACGUUUUAAAUAUAAGGAAAUUAUAAAUUAUAGAGUUUUAAAUUAUAACUAGGUUUUACUGCCAACUUGAAUAUUAUUUGUAAGCGAAAUCGGCCAAAUAUGUCCGGCAACCAAUUCUAUUUGGUUUUGAAACUAUUAUUUACCAAAUGUAUUAAAUAUAUUCUAGUGGUUAGGCGUACGAUAUCAAAGUAAGAGCUUUCUGCCAUUGUAAUGUUGCGAGCUAUUAUAAUAAUGCAGAUGAUUUUACGUUUGAAUUAGUUAAGGAUUUGUAUGGAAACACAUAGUUAUGUUUUAAAUAGUUUAUUGAGAACUGAACAUAAUAUGCUUGUAGUAAGAUUGCCUAUAUUAGUGUCUAGGAGAUGACUAUACAUCGAGAUGAUGUGAAUAUCACCGUUACACAACAUUCGAGUUGAUCAGAGCUACUUGAAGGUAUCAGAUAAUACUGGAUAUCGGACGAAGAUUUGUAGCAGCAUUGUUUGGAAAAUACUUAUAAUAUUUUUCACGUUAUUUAUAUUACAGUUAAUACCCGUUUUCAGUGGAAACGCGUUUCCCCUAAUUAAAACUAGUUUUUAGUGGGCCCUAACUUUUUAUUCGCAGUUUUCAGUAAGAAAUUUUAGCAAGAGCUCGUAGCAAGAACUAUUUUUACUAGGGAAAGCAGGUUUUAACUGUAACACAAUUAUACAAUAUAACUGACUUCUCUAAUACUGUAUUGCUCUCUACAUAAUGUUCUAAACGUGUAAUUCCACAGAAUAUUCCUCUGUAAACACAGCAUUUACUCAUUCAUUCCUUGUGUGUAUUUUAUAUGAUUUUUAUACUUAAUUUUCUAACAUUAUUUUGUAUUGCCUAAAUGAGGUAUUUAAUAUUUAAUUAUAAUAAAAUCAUGAAAUCUUA
This is a messenger RNA of Pectinophora gossypiella (pink bollworm), 3579 nucleotides long. It is a transcript of the gene Septin2, whose product is annotated as septin-2. Gene Ontology annotation, molecular function: GTPase activity; GTP binding; molecular adaptor activity. The record is from RefSeq and is a predicted model, not a curated record. The coding region runs from base 84 to 1343 and encodes 419 amino acids. Gene Ontology annotation, biological process: cytoskeleton-dependent cytokinesis. The transcript has 9 exons. Gene Ontology annotation, cellular component: microtubule cytoskeleton; cell division site; septin complex. NCBI's taxonomy places the organism in Eukaryota, Metazoa, Arthropoda, Insecta, Lepidoptera, Gelechiidae.